Messenger RNA from Oryzias melastigma (Indian medaka), 884 nucleotides. RefSeq names its product A kinase (PRKA) interacting protein 1 (gene akip1). Gene Ontology annotation, biological process: regulation of non-canonical NF-kappaB signal transduction. The record is from RefSeq and is a predicted model, not a curated record. The transcript has 5 exons. The coding region runs from base 308 to 832 and encodes 174 amino acids. Gene Ontology annotation, cellular component: nucleoplasm. Lineage: Eukaryota; Metazoa; Chordata; Actinopteri; Beloniformes; Adrianichthyidae.
GUUUUGUCAGUGCUGAAGACGAGCAGAGAAUGUUGAUGUUCAGCGGGUGUCAUAGAGCAGCCUGGACGGCAGGGGGCGUUGUUGGUCCAGCAAGACUUCCUUCUUAAUCUCGAAAUGACAGCGAGCUCAUCGGCUAUGAAGACAGCCGUCAGACCGGAGGGGAGUGAGGUAUUCAGGUUCAGUGAACUGUCUGCUGGUUGUGAUGAUGCUGUGUAGAGAAACGUGUCUGAAAAGGCUUGGAGGAAAAAGUUGUUGUGACAACAGCACGAGACAACGGCGCGUGCGGGCGUCUUUCCUGUAGCUGGUGAUGGCAGGUCAAGCGUGGCUGGAGUCUUCGCUGCGCCGCUCUGCCAGGCUGGGUUUGGAGGUUCUGGAGAGAGCGUCCAGACGCAGCGUGGACUGGACCAGCAGUGCUGCGUCUCCCAGCACUACGCACACCUGUAACGGCGGCGCUCAUAUUCAUAGAGGCUGCACAGAACUCAGUGACGCCUUUGCAACCAUUGCAGACUUCAUGGACAAGACGAGCUACCAGUGCAGGAGGUUUUAUGAGUCUGGCUGCUGCUCCGAGCCCAGCGAUGCUGAAAAGACGCACAUGUCCAGGUUCCACCCAAACCCACUAGUGACCGGGAGCUCCGCUCCACGGCCCAGCAGGAAGCCUCCCAGAGACAGAGGAAAAAAUGCGGGCCGUGACUCGUUUACAGAGGAAGACUUUUACAUCGAGGUUUCACCUGGAACGUAUGCCAUCACUGCCAGUUUACCCAAGUCCCGCCACCAAACCCAGAUGGUUAGUAUUAAAGCUGGGGAAAGCAUCGACCUCACCUUCGACCUCUGACCUCUGACCUCUGACCUGACCCAACUGCUGCAGUAAACAGUUUGAUACUACA